Molecule: messenger RNA, 240 nt
Organism: Perkinsus marinus ATCC 50983
Lineage: Eukaryota; Perkinsozoa; Perkinsida; Perkinsidae
Exons: 1
Source: RefSeq, a predicted model, not a curated record
CCGACCGAACAAGACACCUGUGAUGACUACACGUUGGAGCCGGUGGCUUGUCCCGAGCCCACACCCACCUGUCAGGACGUCUGCAAUGAUAUGUCUCAGUGCCGCGAUUCCAAGUGGGGAUCGUAUUGCAAGACUUGGCAGAAUCCGGCGGUUUGUUUCGGUAUCAUCAAGAAGGAUGAUGGUUCUCUUUGCUUUGCCCCCACUGAUAGUGACUGCGAAGGUGAACCCUACUAUUGUUAG